AUGGCUACCGCUUUUGGCUCACCCGAAUUUGAAAGCUUUGACUGCAUCAUUAUUGGAGCUGGCAUCUCAGGUAUCAACUGCGCAUUCCGUUUGAAAAGCCAGAUACCAAAUGCGAGCUAUGUCAUCCUCGAAGCUCGCAGCGACAUUGGUGGGACUUGGGAUCAGUGGAAAUAUCCUGGAGCCCGUUGCGACUCUGAAAUCUCCACGAUUGCCUUUUCGUGGCACGACUUUGCCUUCCCAAGCCCUAUUGUCUCUGGUACUAUGAUCCAGGAUUAUCUGCAUCAAGCUUCAGCAAAGGCAAAAAUUGAUGAGAACAUCCGGCUAAACCACAAGGUCUCAGAUGCUGAGUGGUCUCGAGAAAGUCAAAACUGGCACAUCUUGGCAUACAUUGACGGGAAUGCCAAACGAUUUACUUCGCGCUUCUUGGUACUAGCUGCAGGCUUUCUCAACUACGAUACGCCGCCAGAAGUUGAGAUUCCUAACAUCAGUCAGUUCAAAGCACGGGUCAUCAAUCCCCAGUUCUGGCCGCAAGACUAUGACUGGACCAAUGAACGGAUUGCCGUCAUCGGCAGUGGUGCCACUGCCGUCAGUCUGAUACCCGCGAUUACAGAAAAGGCUGCUCAUGUCAUCAUGAUUCAACGAAGCCCAAACUAUGUCGCCAAAUGGGACAAUGGUCCGUCAUGGGCACAUAAAUACCUUCCGCUCUCCUUUGUGUACACAUGUCGGCGCCUUUGGUGCGCCAUCAGGUUGCAAUUGUUUGUCUCUUACUGCGAAAAGUACCCGCAAGCAGUAAUUGAUUUCCUGCGAAGUGAUGCAAAGAAGAUCCUCCCUGCUCGAGUUGAUUAUGACGUUCACUUCAAGCCACGUUAUAAGCCAUGGGAUCAGCGCAUGUGCGUGGACGCUGACUGUGCCUUCUUCAAGUCCCUGUCUCUUCCAAAUGUGGAUAUCACCACUGGGCCGAUUGACACAGCUAUUGAGCAAGGAAUCAAAAUGCACGACGGCAAGACUAUUGAAGCAGACACAAUUGUCGCGGCAACAGGAUUCCGUAUGCAAAUUGACGGUGGAAUUCGCAUGCGGGUUGAUGGCCAGGCAGUUUCAUGGAAUGAUAAGUUCGUCUGGAACGGUACAAUGGUGAGCGGAGUGCCAAAUAUGGUCUUCAUGCUUGGCUAUCCCAACAACUCCUGGACUCUGGGCAUCGAUGAGUCCGCAUUCGUCUUGGUGCGUCUCAUGCAGCACAUGCAGAGUCGUGGUGCUCGCAGUGCCGUACCUCGAGUUCCAAAAGAUACUACAAUGAAUGAACUGCGACUUUGGGAUUUGAUGUCAACUUACCGCGUGGCAGCGGAAUUGAGACUACCGGUACAAGGCGACAAAGGUCCCUGGAGACCCAGAGAUGCCCCAAUCGCCGGCUGGAUUCACUCUCGCUGGGGGGAACAUCACGAAUGGCCUGGAAUUCAUCGAAUGAUCCCGUCUGCAAACACUCUCGUCGUGUCAGCGACACCAUCGAUCACGGGCAGUUCUCUUCAACUCUCUACAGACCUUGCUAGAUGA
This is a messenger RNA of Pestalotiopsis fici W106-1, 1548 nucleotides long. RefSeq lists its product as uncharacterized. The transcript has 2 exons. Bases 1 to 1548 code for a protein of 515 amino acids. The record is from RefSeq and is a predicted model, not a curated record. Lineage: Eukaryota; Fungi; Ascomycota; Sordariomycetes; Amphisphaeriales; Sporocadaceae.